AUCUAAGAAGUCGAAAAUUGGUAGCAAAUUGGGAAAUGAAAGUGAGAAGCAGGAAGGCGUAAACAAGAACGAUGAAAUCAGAUAUUACCAACAUAUUACCAGAAGAGUGUAUUUCUUACAUACUUUCCUUAACAUCCCCAACAGAUGUUUGCAGAUCAAAGCUUGUCUCUCCAGUCUUCAGAUCAGCCGCUGAUUCAGAUACCAUUUGGGGCAAAUUUCUUCCCCAUGAUUGUUAUGAUAUCGUCUCAUCCUCUUCAUCUUCCAUGCAGUUGACUUCUUCCAUGUCCAAGACUCAGCUUUAUUUCCAUCUUUGCAACAACCCCAUUGUUAUUGACAACGGUACCAUGAGUUUUGGCCUCGACAAAGCAACUGGAAAGAAAUGUUAUAUGUUGGGGGCUCGACGUCUUUCAAUUGCUUGGGCAAACUCGCCAAGGUACUGGAGAUGGAAACAUCUGCCUGAGUCUAGGUUCUCGGAAGUGGCUGUGCUCAAAGAAGUUUGGUGGCUAGAUGUGAAGGGAACAAUAGAGACUAAAAAUUUGUCUCCUAACACAACUUAUGUAGCUUACCUUGUUUAUAAAUUUGCAUCAUCAAGAUAUGGAUUUGAGAAAAAACCUGUAGACCUGCAUGUCGAGUUAGGAGAAAGUGAUGCUGGGCGAACUUUUCGUAUAUUCCUAGACCCUUCAACAAAUAUUCCUCAAUUUUCUCGUGAGAGAGAGGAUGGGUGGAUGGAGGUUAAGUUGGGUGAGUUCUUCAAUGAACAUGGAGAUGAUGGGAAAGCUGCUUGUAGUUUAAGAGAGGUUGAUAAUUAUACCCCUAAAAAGGGACUCAUUAUCGAAGGAAUCGAUAUUAGGCCUAAAGAUAGUAGAUAGAAAAGAAUUCCAUACUAUGUGUGAUAAACAUUAUUGUUUGAGACAUAUACAACAUAUUUAGUGGGAAUA
Molecule: messenger RNA, 938 nt
Organism: Hibiscus syriacus
Lineage: Eukaryota; Viridiplantae; Streptophyta; Magnoliopsida; Malvales; Malvaceae
Product: F-box protein PP2-B11-like
Exons: 3
Coding region: 72-869 (265 amino acids)
Molecular function (GO): protein binding
Source: RefSeq, a predicted model, not a curated record